Messenger RNA from Equus quagga, 6596 nucleotides. RefSeq names its product F-box protein 32 (gene FBXO32). The transcript has 9 exons. Gene Ontology annotation, cellular component: nucleus; cytoplasm; SCF ubiquitin ligase complex. The record is from RefSeq and is a predicted model, not a curated record. Lineage: Eukaryota; Metazoa; Chordata; Mammalia; Perissodactyla; Equidae. The coding region runs from base 193 to 1260 and encodes 355 amino acids. Gene Ontology annotation, molecular function: protein binding. Gene Ontology annotation, biological process: protein ubiquitination.
CCAGCCGUCCUCGCGCGCCGGGCGACCCUCCCAAGCGCCCUCUGCGAGCGCAGGUACCCCGCUCCGCACCCCCGAACCCGCAGCCGGCCCCCUCGCCCGCCCCAGCAUCGGGAGCAUCCGCCUAGGGCGGCGCGUCCCCGAGGCCGCCGGGCCAGUCCAGUCCAUCAAUCGGUCGCGUCCGCUCGCGGUGCCAUGCCAUUCCUCGGGCAGGACUGGCGGUCCCCCGGGCAGAGCUGGGUGAAAACGGCCGAUGGCUGGAAGCGCUUCCUGGAUGAGAAGAGCGGCAGCUUCGUGAGCGACCUCAGCAGUUACUGCAGCAAGGAAGUAUACAAUAAGGAGAACCUUUUCAACAGCCUGAACUAUGAUGUUGCAGCCAAGAAGAGAAAGAAGGACAUGCUGAAUAGCAAAACCAAAACUCAGUAUUUCCACCAAGAAAAAUGGAUCUAUGUUCACAAAGGAAGUACUAAAGAGCGCCAUGGAUAUUGCACUCUGGGAGAAGCUUUCAACAGGCUGGACUUCUCCACUGCCAUUCUGGAUUCCAGAAGAUUUAACUACGUCGUACGGCUGUUGGAACUGAUAGCAAAGUCCCAGCUCACAUCCCUGAGUGGCAUCGCCCAAAAGAACUUCAUGAACAUUUUGGAAAAAGUGGUACUGAAAGUCCUUGAAGAUCAGCAAAACAUUAGACUAAUAAGGGAGCUGCUCCAGACCCUCUACACGUCCCUGUGCUCACUGGUGCAGAGAGUCGGCAAGUCUGUGCUGGUCGGGAACAUUAACAUGUGGGUGUAUCGGAUGGAGACAAUUCUACACUGGCAGCAGCAGCUGAACAACAUCCAAAUCACCAGGCCUGCCUUCAAAGGCCUCACCUUCACUGACCUGCCGUUGUGCUUACAACUGAACAUCAUGCAGAGGCUGAGCGACGGACGCGAUCUGGUCAGCCUGGGCCAGGCGGCCCUCGACCUGCACGUGCUCAGUGAGGACCGGCUGCUGUGGAAGAAGCUGUGUCAGUACCACUUCUCCGAGCGGCAGAUCCGCAAGCGAUUAAUUUUGUCAGACAAAGGACAGCUGGAUUGGAAGAAGAUGUAUUUUAAACUUGUGCGAUGUUACCCACGGAAAGAGCAGUAUGGAGACACCCUUCAGCUUUGCAGACACUGUCACAUUCUUUCCUGGAAGGGCACUGACCACCCGUGCACAGCCAAUAACCCGGAAAGCUGCUCUGUCUCACUUUCACCCCAGGACUUUAUCAACUUGUUCAAGUUCUGAAUCCCGGCACAUGACAGCACUUCAGAAGGGUUCCUGUGCUGAUUGGAUGGUUGGGAAUACAGAGUUUGGACACUUCAUUUGUAAAUAGUGUACAUUUUAAACAUUGGCUCGAAACUUCUGAGAUAAGUCAUUGAGAGGACAUUGGAGGGCAAAGAUGCAGUCGCUGGCUGGGAAUUUAAAAAUAUGGACUUCUCAUUAGAAUUGGUAUGGAAAAGCAGAGAUACUGUAAAUAAACUUUUUUCCUAACGAUUUGCCAGCAAGACUCUAAGGGCAGGAAUUCUAUUUCAUCGGUGAAAACGGAAUUCUCUUGAUGUCCACUGAAACUCCUUUAUGGUUCCCUAAGAGAUGUGGAAGAAAAGGGCAAAACUCAAAGACAAGAUAGAACCCUCUUUGUUUACAAUGUGAAAAAGCGUUUUAAAAAAAGAAGAAAACUGCAGAUGAGAAAUCCCUGGGCUUUUGGGUUGACUUGGGGUUUGUUUUGAAAAAGCCAAGGAAGCACCACCCAUUUUAAACCCACGUGGGCAUAAGGCCUUAUCUUACGAAGAUGUCACACAAUAGUCUACCUCGGAAAGCAUACAGUGCUCUCUCUGACGAAGUACGUGGUCCCAUAGGCAGUGUCUGUUCUUCUUGUUUCCUCAUCAUAUAAAAAGUGAUUUAAAAUGGGAAGGGAUAUUGGAGGCCAUCCUCAUCAGGUUUCAGACUUCCUUUUUAGGCUAAUGGGGCACUCCAGAGUUGCCUGUUUUCUAGAACAACCCCAAAGCAUGUAUGCCCUUUUUUCCUUUCAUGUCAUUAGCUCCUUCAAGGCAACGUAAGGCCAAUUAAAAACAGUCCCAGAGGAAGUCCUGCCGCAGAGAAGAUAGAUUUGUCACCCGAUAGCUGUGAAGACUUUCUUAUUCCUGUUUAACUUCUUGGCUUGUCUGGGCUUCCCAGGGUAUCUUCAAGGAUAAGCGUAUCUCUGUGGACUGGUCGGAGCCGGAGUGCUGAUAAAGGCUUGUGAAACAGGUUUUCCAUGUCAGUUAAACGUUUUACCAGCUGCUGUCCCACUUGGUGGGUGAGGAGCUGAGGAGCUCGCUUUUCUUUACGUCUGACAUCAAAAUUUUAGUCAACCUGAGUUAGGGCUUCUUGCAAGGAUGAUAAAAUAAAGCCUGGAAUUGUAGCCCAAUAGGGAACAGAGGUACUUACUAUGAGUUCAUCUUAAACUUGCUCCAUCCCCCAGGGCAUCUUGCUGGCCAAUCCCAGCAGGUAGCUGUGUGGAAGAAAGGAAAUCUCAGGACGUAAGGAGUUCAUUGUCAAAUAUUUCUGGGAGGGUGUAGGGAUGUUUUUGUUUUCUAUCUUUUAUUGAACUUUGCUUUUCGACAACAAUGUACAUAUUUUUGCAGUUGUGUCUGCUUUGCUUUUUUUUUUUUUUUUUUUUUGGCAAAUAAAGUUGCCACCCCACAUGCCCUUGGCAAAGAAGUGAGGCAGAAAUAGGAACUUGGUUCACAGGUGAGGAACAGUGUAUACUUGGAGGUUGAACUUGGGGUGACCUAAAAAGAGGAAAGAUGGUUAAGCAUGGACAGAAACGAGCCAAGGGACCAGCUAGUGGUGCAAGGCCCCUUCACACCUUUCCCUGAAUACACAACCCAAGUACCAGCAUUCAGAAGAGAAGUCAAUGACCAGUCAACGCUCCUCACUUUGCAAUGUUUGUGCCUGCUCCAGGGUUUCUCAAUAUUUAUUUUCAUUAUCACCCCCCUCUAAGAAGAAAAAAUUAAGUGAAUUUAAGAUCUCCCUAAGGAGAAAAGUUAAAUAUUCAAGAAUAAGAUCUUGUUGGGUAAUGUUGGACUUUGGAGGGCCACAAACUACUGUCACACCUAAGAGGUUUUUUUACAUUCCCCUGCCCCCCCCCACCCCCCCAGGGAAGGUCACAUCGAGAAUGCAGGGCCUAGACCGUGGAAUAAAAAGCUAGUUCUUCCCCAAUUCAGACAGGUUCUCUCGAACACCUCAGCUUCCGUAAAGGGGUGGGGUGGAGCUGGGUUUGUUGUUGCUGUGACAGCUCUGGGAAAUUUCACUUGGAUAUUUUUAGGUUAAGCGUUCAUGGCCUUCCACAUCUUCCCACUGACUUGUGACCCCCUUCAUGCUGAUGAAGGAGGUGGAAACUCCUCGGCAUCUUCAAGUUUGCAGUCCCAUAAAUGUUGCCUGCUUUGGACUGUCGGCACAAAACUGGCAAACCAGUCUCAUUUGGACUGCCCGCGAUCCUCACCUUGCGCAUCACACCCCAGGCAGCGAGGCGCAUCUGUGCAGGAUGACCCCUACCCCAAGGGACGGGGUUACAGUUCUCUGAAAGGUUUACCUAGAUGGUGCCUCUGGGCUCUCCUCAUCUCCUUCGGCAUUAUUGGAGGUGGUGUGUGACAGAGUCAAGGAAAAUUUUUAGGGAAAAAAAAAGAAGAAAGCAACAUUUGUGGUUCUGUUUCAUUGGAAGAGGAAAUGAGGGAAAUGGCAGGUGGAGAGGGAGGGGGAAAGGAAUAGGGAGAGCGUAUCUUCAAGGCUGUGGUCUCUGAGGGCAAUGGAGAAGAGCGUAGCGGAUGGAGAGCAUCUGUGUUGGCGCCACUCGUAGCUGUGAAGCAUGGCCAGAGCCUCACAUAUAAGUAAAGUGAGUUAAAAAAAUUCUUGUUCCCUGGGCACUAACUCUCUACAGAAUUUCUAUUGGCAAAGCCUCUCUGGACAACCUGACCUAAAACACAAAAAGAAUCCUUGUAUCAGAACAGCUGUUCUAAAAGCCAGAAGGGACAUGACAUGGAAAUUGCUAGAAGAGAUGGAAUGCUCUACUCUCUUGGCUGUACCUACCCUAUAACAUAGAAUUUGAAAAUGAUGUCAAUAUGAAGUAAUUUGGACUUCCAGAGAAGGAAAGAGUUUUGUCCAGGGCAGUGUGAGCAAAUCCACAGGGAUGUUACGAUUUGGGCCAACUGAAAGGUUUAUGAGUAAUGAGCCUUAAGUCUCCUGUGAGAAAGGCACAGCGUUUGGGGAAAGGAGAAUACGUGAAGUUUAGGAGUGCUCACUUUAUAGAAAGAUCCAGAAAAACAUCCAAUGUCAUUUUAAACUAGAUUGCAUUAUUACUCAACACUGUUGCUUUGAGCAGAUGGAUCCGUCGCAAGGGAGGGCAGGUGGCAGAAAGUACAAAGUAGAAACAUCCCCAGGGUGUCAGUUGUGAGAUGACAUUUGUUCAGUGAUGAUCAGUUUUAUAUUGAAGUGGCUCGAAGGAGAUAUUUUACGUGGGCUGGGUUUACACUGCAAAGCUCAGCGCAAGAGCGGGCUUCACUUAGCAAUGGUGACUCAAGGUAACGGAUGUAUACUGUGUUAUUGCCACAUUUCUCAUCUUUGUGGAUUCAAAAACUGCUUUCAUGAGGAGCUUGCAGUUAACAGAGCCUUCUUGUUUCUGUUGUUUUUAUGUGGGAGAAGAGAAAGAGCUUGGAAUUUGAUUUGUCUCAGCAAGUGGUAUGAUUUAUAAGAAGGUCAAUCAUUUCAAGACAUGUCCAGCAGUAUAUCAUUCUUAGUGUUCAGUACCGUGUUUAUCAUAAAAUAUGCACCUGAGUUUAUAUUUUUCUGCCAGGCUGUAGAGCAAUAAUGUCUUGCUAUGCACACACCUUCUUUUAUGUGUGAAUCUUUUUUAACUGUAAUUUUAUGUGUGAAUUUUUUUUAACUAAACUAUAUCAUCAUUUUCUAUGUUGACAUCUGUUGUUUUCUUUUUUUUAUCUGUUUCCAACGAUCUGAGUCUGUGAACCAUCCCUUCUGACUGGAUGCUGGCCUAAAAUCGUAUUAGUGUUUAAACAGACCUCAGAAACACCCUGAAGCUCUAGGCAAAGGCAGAGACGUGGCCCUUUGAUAUAUCUUGGGUCCUUGAUGUGUUCAACAAACAAGACUGUAAUUCCUUUAAACUCGACGUUUUCUAUAGAUGCUUUCUGCUCUGUUUUGUUAAGGACAGUAGACCCUCUGUGGUUUUCCAAGGGAAAGAAAUUCCUACCCCCGAUUUUCGAGCUGGAAGGGAUGUUCGAGGUGAUGGAGUCUGGCAUUCCUUCUGCCUUUGAAGACAAGGACACAGGUCCAGAAUGUGUCCAGAAUGUUCAGGGCACGUGCCUCAGCCUACCUGGUACUCAGUGGUGGACUUGAGCGUAAACCAGGGCCUCCUGUGCCCCCUGCCCCGGCACCUUGUGCUGAGGCUGGAGACGCAUGACACCCGAUACAAUUCUUCUCAAGACCUUUGCUGUGGGAGGCAAGCAUGACAGUCCAGUGUCAGGCAUCUGGCCGUUAACUUUUCCAAAUAUUUUAAGUCCCUGGUUCUUCCUGGAGAAGUCAAGGAGCCACUUAAUGUUUUUCCAGACUUCUGACUCUGUUGUGAGUACAGCAUUCUGGUGAGUACAGACUGUUCACCAUAAAGUACGCAGCAUGUUUUGACAAAUUCAUUUUUCCCUGAGUACUUACAUUUUAAUUACAAAGGUGGCCCUUAAGACAGAUAACAGCUGAGCAGCCAGCUUGCUUUCUAGAAACCGAGGUUUGAUGGUAACCAGGCAGAUGUUUCCUCUCCCCUUUGACUAGGAUACAUUUAAUCCAUCUUCUCCAUGUCCCCGUCCUCUGGUACCCGCUGUGAGACCUGGUGAGCUUCUAUUUCAGUUGAAGUUCACUCUCUGCUAAACCUCAUCUUCACUAAGCAAAGGAGAAUUAUUCCAUGAAGCAGCAAGGAGCAAGGGACCACCAUAUUUGUGACUUUGUCUGCUGGACAUUUUCCAAAGUAUCCUUGAACUCAGCAAACAAAGCUUCCUGAAAAAUCUCCCAAAAUUUAGGCCCUGCUCCAUUUGGCCAAAAAUGGAUGGCUGCUCCAAAACUCUAAACUCCUCGAAACUCCAUCUGCUACAACGUUACUUGUGGAUUUUGAAUAUGACUUUUUCUGUCUUGGAGUAUAGAGAUGUUUGUUUAAUUAAUGAUGCAGUAGUCUGUUAAACAGAAGGCUCCAAGCAGUGCUCUAUGCUUGAGAACUCUUGGCGCCAUCUUUACCAAAUGCCAAUCACCCUGGCUAAAGGGGGUGUAUAUUAAAGUCCAUGUCCUAAGCUUAGAAGCUUUAAUGUACUUUUCUAAUGAAAAAUACUAUAGGGGGUUGAACAUUGUAACUAAAAGUAUAAGAUUUAAACCAAUUCCAUGCAAAGAUGUUUAUUUAAUAUUGUGUGAGCUGAGUCCUUCUGUAUAAAUUAUUUGCACACUUUUCUUGCAUGAUGAACUGAUUUUUUUAUAGUUGUUUGUACCAGACAGUGGCAUAUUUUUGUAAAAAUUUUUUGACACUGAAUUGCAAUAAAUGUUUUCCAACAAUA